This is a messenger RNA of Coregonus sp. 'balchen', 2414 nucleotides long. NCBI's taxonomy places the organism in Eukaryota, Metazoa, Chordata, Actinopteri, Salmoniformes, Salmonidae. The record is from the annotation of a GenBank genome assembly.
AUGGCCAGGCUGCGGAAGAAAGCGUGCAUAGCUCUGUUCUUAUUUACACUCUUCGUUUUCGGAACCAUGAUGGGUUUGAGAACUCUGAAGCCCAGCGAUGGGUUCUCGGACCUGGCCCCGGGGUUGGGCCUCCUGCGGAUGAUUGGAGGAAGGAUGGACCGGCGCUCGGUGUCCCAAGACGCCGUCUCCUCCCCGGGGCAGGUGCGCGCCAAAGUAGUUUUAUCAAACUCUGGACCUGAAGGAAUCAUAUUUUACGACGUCCACAUAUUUUACAGCGUGUGGUACGGGAACCCGUUGAUGGAUGGGAAAUACAUGCACUGGGACCAUGUCCUCGUGCCACAUUGGGACCCCAAAAUCGCCGCCAGUUACCCGAAAGGGAGGCAUAUGCCGCCGGAGGACAUCGGCUCCAGUUUCUAUCCUGAGCUCGGUCCGUACAGCUCGAGAGAUCCGGAUGUAUUGGAGUCACACAUGGAGCAGAUUGGAGCGGCUGCAGCAGGUAGAGUGCAAAGGUGCAGUGGUUAUUCUAUACUGAAACAUACAAACAAGUUUUAACAUUCGUAUUAGUUUUGCUUCUGCAGUACCUGUCAAGUUAACUUUAAAGUUUUAACAUUUUGUUCUACUUUGAGCACAGCUGCUUCUCUUGCCCUUUGCCGGUUUAUUUCAGCACCAAUGCAGUGGACAGCUCCGCACCCUCACCUAAGCCCACCAGCAGCCUUUUAGAACGGUGUUUGUCUUGACAUCCACUUCCAAGCAAUCUUGAACGUUAACAAUUGAACACUUGAAUAAUAUGUAUUUACUGCUUAUCUGUAUUUCACUUAUAUCGAACAUACAAAGUUGAAAGUCAGAAGUAGGCCUAGCGGGCGAAUAGCAAGUCCCCUUUUUACUCUGAAAAGCUAUUGAAAAUCCUUGGUCAGUAGGAGUCCUUAAGUCUUAUCAGUAAAGGUCAGCGCUGAAAUAAGUAGCCUAUGUUUUAAACGAAAAAAGUAAGCUACUUUUAUUGACCAAAAUGGGAGUGAUGAUGCCUUAGAGUUGGGUGAAAACAAGUGUUGAAAAAUUAUUGAUGAGACAGCCAAUCGAGCCAUGCUAAUAUGAUCGUCCCUUCCCCUAUCUUUCGCCUCCCUUCCACCUAAACCGAACGCUGUGACAGAUGGAACAAGGAAAGGCCAACUGAGUGUGCUUAGUUAAAAAGAGUCCAUCUAAUUAAAGCCACUGGCACAAAGACCCACCAAAAAUUCCAAAUAGCAUCCUGCUCGCAGUGGUGACUGAUACCACUCCACGAGGAGUCCAUGAAUAAAAUGAAUAGUGCGGCCAUAACUUUUUAAUACACGCGGCCAUGGCUUUUUAGAAAUUGUAAUCAAAUAUUCCACACAGCUUGUGACCAAAGUGGACGUGACUUGAUCAAUUAGCUGCAUGCAUACUGUGUGUGCCAGUGGCCUGCUGUGCUGGCUGCUUGACAGAAACAGUAUUUGAUAUUCCCCUCGAUCAGGGUGUGGACAAGAAUUCCUCAUGCGUGUACUGAAAGAUACUCACUCUUAUGAUUAAAACAGAGUGUCUAAAGAUUCACUGCAUGUAGGAAGGCAAAGGCAUGUUUCAUGAGUCAGAUAUGAGGCAUCACUUAUGCUGUCUAAAGAUACAGUAGAAUGGUUGUCUGUUGGAAUAAGGGAGACAGACAGCACGAGCAAUGUGCAAUGCAAGCAAUGUAUUCCAAAUGAGCCAUAGCCAUAUACAUCUGGCAGAAUAUAUAGCCUAUAUGCAUCAAAGUUAGUCAUUCAAGUCAGUGGAACUCUUGAGAGAUGUUGGCCCAUAGAGAUCCUAUUGUAGGCCUACAACUGGCAGCAAUCACAUCAAUAAGUCCUUCAAGCCAAUCUGGAACCCUUAGGCAACAAUCACAUAUAUCAGUGUCAACAUCACACUGACCAAUAAGACUUAAAAGGAUGUAACAGAGAGAUCAUGAGGUUCAGAAUUGGGUAUCAGAGAUGUGUGGUCAUUGAAAUAGAAUGACUAGAUUGGACAAUCCCAUUGAAGUCAAUAUUCUGUGAUAAGUGGACCAGCAGCCAUAUUGAGUGUAUUGUAAAAUUGCCAUGCUAUGAGGGGCUUUUCCCUUUCUAGUCGUUUUAUUUCCCCAUUCUAGUAAUUGUAUUUCUAUGUGUGUGGUAUAGCCAACCUGAAAGGUCCUGUGUGGAGACUGAGAGAGACUUCUCCUGUGUGGUCUAGGGGUGCUGGUGCUGUCUUGGUAUCCUCCAGGCCUGGCCGAUGACAACGGGGAGCCCACAGAGGACCUGGUGCCGGCCGUCCUGGACGCUGCUCACAGACACAACCUCAAGGUAAGGAACAGACAGACAGAGAGACAAACAGACAGACAGACAGACACUUUGCUUUGGGAUCAGUGUUUGGGAUUCAUGAGCUCUGGAUAA